CGAAAACGCCUCAAUCAUCUCUUACUCUCUUCAAUUCACAUCAUGGCCGCCACGACGGCAAGGCCACAUUCUGUCGCUUACUCUGAUAGACGGCGGGCGGCGAGCGUAGAUUUUCAUCCUACAAGUGGCGAAACCUCAGCCAAACGAUCUGUUUCAACAUCUCAGGCACGCAAGUCACGAACAAAAAGCCCUGAAGUCGUUGGCCAAUAUAUACUCUAUUCCACACUUGGCCAAGGCAGCAUGGGCAAAGUUAAGCUUGCUAGACAUCGAAAAACAGGUCAACUGGCUGCCGUUAAGAUAUUGCCAAAGAUGAGCCUCAACGAUCCCAACCACAAAAGUAAAGAUCCGAAAGAUACACCAGAGCAUCGUCAUCGAAGAACCGAAAGAGAAAUAGCAAUUAUGCUACUGUUGAAUCAUUCCAACAUAUGCAAGCUGCUACACUGGGAAAUUCACGACAACUCUUAUUAUAUCUUUCUAGAGUAUGUGGAUGGUGGUCAGCUCUUGGAUUACAUCAUUCGGCAUGGUAAGCUGAAGGAGCGCCAAGCCAGAAGGUUUGGUCGACAAAUAUUAAGUGCAAUUGAUUACUGUCAUCGAAAUUCUAUCGUGCAUAGAGAUUUAAAAAUCGAAAACAUUUUGCUGACGCGUGACGAAAAUAUCAAGAUUAUUGACUUUGGAUUAUCCAAUCUAUACUCGCCAAAGUCCAUGUUAUCGACAUUUUGUGGUUCUCUCUAUUUUGCUGCUCCAGAGUUAUUGCAAGCUACGAAAUAUACUGGACCAGAGGUGGAUGUUUGGAGCUUUGGUGUAGUGCUCUUUGUGCUGGUAACCGGUCGAGUCCCUUUUGAUGAUACCAGCAUGCCUGCGCUUCAUGCGAAGAUAAAAUCUGGCGUUGUGGAAUAUCCAGACCACAUGAGCCGAGAUUGUGUGGAUUUACUCAAAUCUAUAUUGGUGGUGGACUCUAAGAAGCGUGCAACCAUCGCCCAGAUUGCAGCUCAUCCAUGGAUGAACAAACGAUACGAAGUCCCCAUUACCAACGAACUUCCCCGUAGAUCACCGUUGGCUGUGCCAGUAGAUAUACAGACUGUGGAAGGAAUGCAUGGGUUUGGUUUAGGCGACACCCAGGACAUAAAAGACAGACUCGAAUCCAUAAUAGCCACUCGGGAAUACCAGGCAGCGGCAAAGUUUAUAAACAAAAUUCCAGAAACGUACCGUAUGGAAAAUAUACCCCAACAGCAGAACCGAUGGCGCUUGAAGGAAAGUCCUCCCAAAAAGGUGAUUGUCGUAGCAAAUGACGAUCCAUUAUCACAGCCAGCCAUGUAUGAUCCAUUGCUAUCUAUCUAUUAUCUGGUGAAAGAAAGACAAGAGAGAAAUAGACAGGAUUUGAUCAGCGCAAAUGAUGCUGCUGUCCCAGAACUUUCCAUAGCCGAAAAUCCAAAACCUAUCAUUAUCAACAGUGAAAACUCGAGCAAUGAAAAGAGAUUCUCAAAACAAGAGAAGAAACCAGAGCCAUCAAAUCAUUCACCUUCAAACCACAUCAAAUUCACAGCUUCUACAAAAGCGCAGAAUGGUGAGAUGGUGGUCUCUCCACCCAGUAGUACUUCCACUCCAAGCAAUACCGACAAACGGGCUUCUAAGCGUCUCAGCGCAUUAUUUCAAACCAAACGAUUCUCAAAGGAUACCAGAGAACCACCAUCUAAUAAUUCUAUACCAUUAAACAAUGCGUCAUCGUCAGAUGAUCUUUCAAAACACCUUCGUCCCAACAGGAACUCCAAGACUCCUCCAGCUCCAUCAUCUCAAUUUCCUACACCCACAGGUUCUUUGUCAACGCCGAUUAAACGAAGCACUUUUCAGCAGAAUGUUAAUAGUUUGGGUAGACGGCUGACCUUCAAGCCUAAGCCGAGCCAAGAGGCUCCCACCCCACCGCUAUCAUCCAACGAACAACUGAAAAAGCCCACUAUACCUAGACCACGCACGACGAGCCCUGGCCCCAGUCCAAAUCGAACAGAAUCAAAGUCACCCAGCAAAUCACUUCGUUUGGACACUCGAAAGGCUCGCAAUGCGAUCAGUGGAGUGCUCAAUGGUACCAAAAGCCCCAAGAAUACAAGAGAUUCCACUGGCGCUAAUGGGUUCCAACUAUUUAAGUUGAACAACAAAGACAGUUCAAAGGAUAUAAAGCCGAAGCAAGAGGCACUGCAAGGACUGAAAGGCUUAGCGAAGAAUCAGCUAUUUCAUAUCGCACCAGAGGAACUCUAUCAGCAUUUAUUGAAAGUGUUGGAGGAACUUAAUAUUGAAAUAUCUAUUCGGGACAGCUACGAAGUGCCGUGCCAGUGGCGAUCAUGGAAGCAGUAUCUACAAGAAUCCUCGGUCUCGGUCGGGGUGGCCAAUAAUUCUUCUCGGUCUUCCAACACUUUAGACUCCUUAUUACAGCGGCGAAGUUCAGUCCAUAAUGCGGUGGCAAGGGAGGCCGAUGGAACGCUAUCGCCACCCUCCAAAAAUGUCAAUCGCAAAAGCAGUAGCCGACGACUAAGUCACACCCUUAGUGAAUCUGAAUCUCCUUCCCAUCUGGUGUUCGAUGUGAUCAUCUUCUCUGUAAGCUGGGCUAAACGGUAUGGCAUCCGGGUUCAAGCGAUCAUGACACAGGAUGAAGAGAAGUAUAGCCAUCUGUUCAAGAAGGCUGAACAGCUCAUUUUGAAUGCUCUGGAAGAGCGUUGCAGGAAGCAUCAGAUGAUUACCAUUUAAAACCUUUUAGUUAGUGUAUACAUCUAGUAAUUGAUACCUAUUUUUCCAACACCUUUUUUUAUUUUAUUUUUUGAUUUUCGAGUAGCUAAAGUAAUAUGAUAUUUGAAGACUUUCAAGUACCAACUGAUAACUUGAACAUACCCUGCGAUAGGAUUGUUAGUAAUGGAUACCCUAGUAUGUAAUGAUUUAGUGGAAAA
Umbelopsis ramanniana AG is the source of this 2933-nucleotide messenger RNA. RefSeq lists its product as uncharacterized. Gene Ontology annotation, cellular component: cytoplasm. Lineage: Eukaryota; Fungi; Mucoromycota; Umbelopsidomycetes; Umbelopsidales; Umbelopsidaceae. The transcript is spliced from 6 exons. Bases 43 to 2736 code for a protein of 897 amino acids. The record is from RefSeq and is a predicted model, not a curated record. Gene Ontology annotation, biological process: microtubule cytoskeleton organization; intracellular signal transduction; protein phosphorylation. Gene Ontology annotation, molecular function: tau-protein kinase activity; protein serine/threonine kinase activity; ATP binding.